GCCGCCCGCCAUGCUGCGGCUCCUGCUCCCGCUGGCUGCCCUGGCCGCGCUCCUGCGGGCGGCGAAUGUACCUGGGAGAAGUUUUGGGAUUGAUUAUGAUUCCAACUGCUUUGUUAAGGAUGGGAAACCUUUCCGUUACAUCUCCGGUAGCAUUCACUACUCGCGGGUGCCCUCGUAUUACUGGAAAGACCGCCUGUUGAAGAUGAAGAUGGCAGGGCUUGAUGCCAUUCAAACGUAUGUCCCAUGGAACUACCACGAACCCCACAUGGGAACCUAUGACUUUUUUGGUGGCAAAGAUCUAGAGUAUUUCCUGCAGCUUGCCAAUGACACUGGAUUGCUUGUUAUCCUGAGAGCUGGACCUUACAUCUGUGCAGAAUGGGACAUGGGAGGUCUUCCUGCAUGGCUGUUGGAAAAGAAAUCUAUUGUUCUCAGGUCUUCUGAUUCAGAUUACCUGGAAGCGGUAGAGAGAUGGAUGGGUGUCCUUUUGCCAAAGAUGAGGCCUUACCUCUAUCAAAAUGGAGGUCCAAUCAUUAUGGUGCAGGUAGAGAACGAGUAUGGGAGUUACUUCGCUUGCGACUACAACUACCUGCGCUUCCUUCUGAAGCUCUUUCGCAUGCAUCUUGGGGAUGAGGUGGUGCUCUUCACAACUGAUGGUGCAAGCCAGUUUCACUUGAAAUGUGGGGCUCUCCAGGGUCUUUAUGCAACAGUGGACUUUGCUCCAGGUGGUAACGUCACAGCAGCAUUCUUAGCUCAAAGGAGUAGUGAACCUAAAGGCCCUUUGGUUAAUUCUGAGUUUUAUACUGGAUGGUUGGAUCACUGGGGGCACCGUCAUUCUGUUGUGCCUGCACAAACUAUAGCUAAAACACUUAAUGAAAUCCUGGCAUGUGGUGCUAACGUUAACCUGUACAUGUUUAUAGGUGGGACUAACUUUGCCUAUUGGAAUGGUGCUAAUAUGCCUUACAUGCCUCAGCCCACUAGUUAUGACUAUGAUGCUCCCCUGAGUGAGGCAGGAGAUCUGACAGAAAAGUAUUUUGCUUUGAGAAAAGUCAUUGGUAUGUAUAAGCAGUUACCAGAAGGUCUUAUCCCUCCAACAACACCCAAAUUUGCAUAUGGGAAGGUUCGCUUGCAGAAGGCAAGCACUGUGUUGGAGGUUCUUGAUGGACUAUCACCUUCUGGACCAGUGAAAAGCACUUACCCAUUGACCUUUGUUGAGAUAAAGCAGUAUUUUGGGUAUGUACUGUAUAGAACUACACUUCCAAAGAACUGUCUGGAGCCAACGCCACUGUCUUCACCUUUAAAUGGAGUCCAUGAUCGUGCCUAUGUCUCUGUCAAUGGGGUACCUCAGGGUGUCCUUGAAAGAGACAAAUCACUUCAGAUAAAUAUAACUGGUCAGGCUGGAGCAAAUCUGGACAUCUUGGUAGAGAAUAUGGGCCGAGUCAACUUUGGUAGAUACAAUAAUGACUUUAAGGGUCUAGUUUCAAAUUUAACUCUUGCUCAAGAUAUACUUGUUGGAUGGGAAAUCUAUCCUCUAGACAUAGACGGAGCAGUGAACUCUGACAUUUUUUAUCUCCUUGAUCACCUGGAGAGAUCUGCUGUUGAAGCACUGAGUUACGAAGUACCUACAUUUUACACUGGCACUCUUUCAAUUCCUGGAGGCAUUCCAGACUUGCCACAAGACACCUACGUCAAUUUUCCUGGUUGGACCAAGGGGCAAAUUUGGAUCAAUGGCUUUAAUCUUGGUCGUUACUGGCCAGCCCGUGGUCCUCAGCUGACCCUUUAUGUCCCAAGGAAUGUACUUGUCGCGUCAGCGCCAAACAACAUAACAGUGUUGGAGCUGGAACGUUCUCCUUGCAGCACCCAGGCGUGUGAAAUAGAAUUUGUGGACGAACCUAAUAUUAAUGCAACCCUGAAGCAUGAAACUUAUAAACCCCCACUCUUCAUUAGAGAACUAUGGAUGAGGCUUCUAUAAUGAUUUGAGUAUUUCUUUAUCUUUCCCCCUCCACCCUUUGCUUCCCUUUCCUUCAAACCACACUGAUUAACACUGAAUCUCCAAAAAAGGGAAGGUGUUUAGGUGAGACAACAACUUAAAUUCUUCAAAGACUUUUUUUAAAAAAUCUCUCAGUUACAUAUUGAAUUUCUUUUUAAAAAUAAAAGCUGGAGCUUUGAAAUUUGCCUUGGACUGUGAAAUUGAACUCAACUGGAAGGUAAUGUUUCCAUCAGCCUAGUAAAAA
Molecule: messenger RNA, 2231 nt
Organism: Sturnus vulgaris (Common starling)
Lineage: Eukaryota; Metazoa; Chordata; Aves; Passeriformes; Sturnidae
Gene: GLB1
Product: galactosidase beta 1
Biological process (GO): carbohydrate metabolic process
Molecular function (GO): beta-galactosidase activity
Source: RefSeq, a predicted model, not a curated record